Messenger RNA from Anopheles funestus (African malaria mosquito), 10059 nucleotides. RefSeq names its product homeotic protein antennapedia (gene Antp). Gene Ontology annotation, molecular function: DNA-binding transcription factor activity, RNA polymerase II-specific; RNA polymerase II cis-regulatory region sequence-specific DNA binding. The record is from RefSeq and is a predicted model, not a curated record. Gene Ontology annotation, biological process: negative regulation of transcription by RNA polymerase II; anterior/posterior pattern specification. Gene Ontology annotation, cellular component: nucleus. The transcript has 4 exons. Bases 5657 to 6631 code for a protein of 324 amino acids. NCBI's taxonomy places the organism in Eukaryota, Metazoa, Arthropoda, Insecta, Diptera, Culicidae.
GCAACAUUUACGACAACUGUCACCUGCUGUGCGCUCUGUCACUUACCAGGGAUGACAACGAUAAAGCAAACGCGUAGAACGACUUUUUCAUCUCUGGGUAUUUUCUGGGCUCGCAGUAAUUUCGGCGUCCUCCAUGUUUCCUGUAUGUUUGGUUCUAGUUAAAGCUUUCACAUUCACAGACAGAUGCAGUGUUUAGAAAACACACAUUAUUUCAGAAAACGAAAAGUAAAUUAAAAAUGAUACUGUUUGAAUAAAUAUUAAAAUUGUCAUUCGAAUAUGCCUUUCAAUCAUAUGAAUGUAACUAUGUUUAUGUUAUUUUCUUUUUGUUGACGUAUAACAAAAAGAAGUGAUCCCUUAGUCGCAUCUCUAGGCGUUCGGUGUAAACUACACAGAGUUUUGUGUAACAAUCGUAAUCCUGAAUCAAUUACGUGAAGAUUAGAUUCACUAGGCUAAGCAUAAAAAACUAAACUUAAAAUAACUAAACAAUAUUCAAUGUUUGCCUAUUCUUAUAAUGUUUGGUAGAAGGCGAUAAAAAUAUAACAGUCUUGAUGGUAAAAGAUCCUUGAAAAGCAUUAAACAAAGAUCUCAAACACCUUCUGAUAAGCCAUCUUGGUUACUUUAAAAUCAAAUUUUGAACGAGUGUACUACGAGUUUCGCCGUUCAACCUGUCAAGCAUGUUCAAAGCUAAGCCUGUUCAAAAGUUUUCUUGUUUCUUCAAACGAGCCAUGUCCCGUACUUCAGUAAGGAAGACUGAAAGGAUUUUGGGUCAACCUUCGCAGAAACUGUGAAGAGCAGCUUAGGAAAACUUGUGAUACGCAACAUAUUAUUUUUAUUUUCUCUCUAGUUUCUACUCUAUUUAUAAAACUGCAUAAGCAAAUCGUGAUAGAUCACUUUCAAUAAAGUGAGAAUUCUAUAUCACUUCUCGUAGGGCUCUCAUCCCACACGCGUGUCAAAAUGAACUUUGUUUUAUUUAAAAGUAAAACUUCUUGUCCCUCUUAGAAUUUGUGAUAAAAAAAAACUCGAUACAACAUAUGAAAUGAUGUAUUCAAACUUUAAACGAAUCGGUGCAACCCAUGCGCCAGGGCCAAAUUGUUAUGUCCAACUGUCAGUUUUGGUUGCUCAUAUGUUGACGUAGAUGGUGCUUAGCCAGCAUUGUAUCCUUUUUGUCGAAUUCUACCUGUCUUGCUUGGUUGGCGAUGCGAAAGAUGCGAAGUUUCGGUUAAUUAAAUGGAUAUGUCUUUCUCGCUCAAUUGAAGGUGAUCGACACGCCAAAGUCGCGGUAACUGUAGACAAAAAAUAGCAAACACAAACACUCGUACAUUCGCAAAAAAAACGGCUGUACCAAGUCUCAACCUGAAUUGUUCGAACUGAAUCGCCGAAUCAAAUUGCCAUAAACAACCGUGAUACAGACAUUACUUUGCCUCGAGCAACUUCUCGACGACAUGAGACAACCCGUGUAGCGAAUUACUUGUUGUACGUACAGGUAGUCUGCGAUUUCUUCGUGGUCGCUUUUUUCCUUUGCAGCUCCUUAUCGGGAUGUCGCGAUCAGGAUCUUGUGUCACCGGCCCUACUCCAAUAAAUGUCGCUCAAUGGUGGAAUUGAUUGAACAAUUCUACAAUUGUCAGUUGCAUUGUAGGACAUCGGGAUAUCGAAUUGACGUUGUAUUGGUGAGUGAUUGCAAUGGAAGGAAGAGGGUUUCUGCCAUCAAUGAAUAAAAUAACGACGCCGUGAGGAUCCCAUGACUCCGAUCACCAGUGAUGUUCCGUGGGAGGUUUGGGCUGAAUUGGCGCAUGUUUGGUUGGUUUGUUUCUCUCUUUUGCUACUCGAACAUGUGAGCAAUGAAUAAUGCAUUCUUGGUUGAGACCGUGCUUAACGAUAUAAUGUAAUGCACCAUAUCAAUAGGAUCAAUAGCAUAUUUACUAAACGUGUGAAUGCUGUGAAGAGUUUAACAAUCAAUACGAAGUAGCCAAAAAUGCCUAAAGUAGAACGAAUAAUUAUAUUCACAGUACAACCUUUUCUGUUAUGAGCAUUUCACAAGCCCAAGUUUGAUUUAAUUAAGUCAAAUUUAUAAUUUUUCAAUUCUAAACUCUUCAUUUCAAACCAGCGACAUUUACUGAAAUCCAUACAGUUCGAUUGAGGGAAUCGCAUCAAGACCCAUGUAUUACUUGAAGUAUGAAUAAAAAAACAAAGAAUCUUACAACAACCUACAACGGGAAGGAGAAUUUUCUAUUGUACUCAUACACUCACACUUCCAACUACUCGGAGCAUAGAUACGCAUACUUCGAAUAAUCUUCUCUGUUUACAACCACUUGCAAUACCGUUAAAAGCAUAGGAAGUUGAAGAGAUGAUUUAUGGCACUCAAUACUGAAGGUGGCGUUUUCUGGUUUGGGUGAAGUGAAUAUAAUACUAGGCAACAAGAACAGACGCGCCGGAAAUAUGCGGGGAAACGUUGUCAGAGGAGCUCUUGUUCCGAGCUAGGUUGGCCAGAAAUGCGAUGGGUUUUCUGUACAUGAGACGACCAAAUAUCUUCGUGGAGAAUCGUUAGAAGAUUUGGAAAACUUUGAAGCAAUGUUACUUUAAUGAAAGGAAUACGUUUAAGCAUGCAAAGAUGUCUAAUAGAAACUAUUGGCGCGAAAUGAACGAUCAAAUGAAAAUAAGUUGAAACACGCUAAACAGUAGAAGCUCUGAGGAACAAUUUGGUAAUUUGCUUUCUGCAACAGUACGAGUUUCAGGAUAAUUUUCUUUUGGCAAAAAUAAAAUCAUUAUCACUAGUUGUCAGCAACCUUAUACAUCAUCGUUGCCACAUAUAUCCUCUCCAGACCCAAGGUUAUCAAUUUACAACCACCAAAAAUUCUCUUAUAAUUCCAAUAGGAGAAAUGGGAGAAAAUUUCUGUUUGCGAAUCAUUUUUGAAAUCAUCUUCUCGCUUUCGAUUGGAAAAAAGAGAACAGCGAGAAUGCGCAACGUUCCUCGUGGAAGCUGAUUGUUACCUGGGAAAAAGGAUCUACCCAAGAUAUUGUACUUCUAGACGUGAUAGCAGUACUACGUAUGUACGGUCCACAGCCAUUGUAGAUUCUUUCUCCUACGCUUUCAUUACAUGGCGCACUCGAAGUAAGGAGAAAACGAUGCUCAACAAUUUAUGUAGGAAGGGAAGGUUUCAGAGAACAGUGUGCACAGAUGCAAGAGAAUAUAGUAAAAAUUGAGUACAAUCGCGGCCAGUCUGACGAUUUAUGGUUUGUUAUUGUUGUUCUCUCUUUCAAGCUUCCGUUUUCUGUCCCAAAAGGUAAAUAAAGACGGCUUGGAAAGGUUCCGAAUCGGUCUAAAUACUGCACGAGCCAUACCACCCUACAUAAAGCACAAUCAAAUGGAAAUAUUUGUUGAUAACAUCUCAUGUUAUUAAAAUAUUGGGUAAUCAGCUAGCACAAUUUUUAAUGAAAAUACAAGCGUUCCUUCAAAUUCAAUACCGUUGCAGACAAAUUAGCAACAUGCUGCAGGACACAAAUCUGUUAAAAAUGGAGAAAAAACAUUGCACAAGUCGGUCAGGUUGUAUGGGUUCUUUAAAGUAAUAGCCAAUUUGGCAUUACUUUCGCACGACUGUUUCUAACUUAACUAAGCUCCGACUGUACCAUCGUCUUGCUGUAUGUGUUACAGACAGCAUCCUUUGCGAACUCUGCGAUUGCAGAGAGUGUGCAGAAAGUUUCGAGCUGCAGAAUCUGUGCGAGAGGCGAUAUGUUCGCUCCCAUUAGCUUUAGAGAUUCAUGGGUUGUAGGUUGUCCUCGGAGCGAUCUAGUAUGAAAUUGUACAUCUUUUACAAGUUGUCAGCAGCAUUCUUCAAAGUCGUGCCUUGGUGGUCGGAUGUUUUAUAAACGGUCGGCAAAAUAUUCGUGCUCUUGUGCGUCCUAGUUAAGCUCGUAUCGUGGCUACCGCGAUUUACUCGUGUAUGAAGAAAUUGUAGUUAACUAUUUCCAUUCAUUCUACAAUGAUGAUGCUCCGUACAGUACUUAAAAUGUAGCAACGGAAAUUACAUAUCUUGACACAUACUACACUUAACAUGGAGUUGCUCAAUUUUUGAAAGUCAAUGUGUUAGAUUGUUCGUUCGUUCGAAAAAAGUCGAUACACCAAAGUUAUUAUUUUCUGCAAGUAAUUAUCGAAUAUAGUUUCUGCUGACAAAAGUAAUCUCCAUUUUGUUAGUUUUUUUUUAUUUGCUUCAAUGUUUUGUUGCUGAUUUGGAACACCAUGAUUCUGUCGCUAAUGGGAAUGUAUUCGAAAGGUAUGCGUUCAACGUAACAAGCAGGUAAUCACAACAGCCCGCAAUGGUCUUCACUAACAACCUAUUUUUGUUUUACACCAACAGUUUACAACCCCGUAACAGCUACAUGUUUUUCAGUGGUAGUGCGUUUCGAUUAAUUUUAUAUCUUUAUUUUCGGUGGUGGUGGUUCGUUUCAUGCGAAAAUUAAAAUAUAGACCCAAGUUUUUCGUGUUUUCAAAUGUUGCUGUGAAAAAAAAAAACAAAACAAAUCUACGUACUAAACAUUCGUUAAAGUACUGAUGGCAUAUCGUCGAUAAUCGUUUAAGAAUUAAUAACUGCGUACACAAUGAAGUGGACAGUAACUAUACAAAGUGGAUUUAGAUUGUGUGAUAAAACAUUUCAUGGUAAUUGGAACGAAAGAAUGAGGCGCCAAUUUCCGACAACGUGGAUGACUAAUCUCAAUUGUAUCUAUGAAGUGAAGUUAAGAGUACCUUUCAUUUCGUCACCUCGGAAGGAUAUAAACAAACAGAACUCAACAGCCCGUGAAACAGCUUUUACAUAGUAGUAUGCAAUAUUUGUGUUUGGAUGAGCUGACUUGAAUUUGUGCUUGGAAGCUUGAGUUUCGAUUUUCGUCAACUGUACUUUUGUUUUGCCGCUCGCCUACUACCCUUUAGCUACAGCGCCAAACAGCUUCGUCAUUUGGCAGACACAUAGGAAAAAUAGCAAGGAAACCAAAGCUAAAACAUUAUUCGCCAAACCGAAAGAAUCUGCUGCUGCAGUUCACCAUCGAAGGUCAACCGAUCAACCGUUCAUGCUCUGAUAAUCCCUAUUCGUAUUUGCAUUGCAUUUCGGAAGCUCUUUGAAAGAGUCGUUGUAUACUAAUUUCGUAACACGUAACAUCACCCUUUGGCACGUGCAUAAACAUUACGAUACCUUUAAUCUGUCGCGACUCGUACUCAACUCUAAGUGCUCUUGACGAUCGCGUAUUGAUACUUCAGUCUUAUGGUCGAAACAUCGCUAACACCAUUCAAUAAACAACGUUGGUGAUAACAUCCACAAUCCAUCAGUAGUAGCCCGUUCUUUCUUAGAUCGCGCCACAGGUAGUAAGGCGUUUGUGCGACAGGAUUCCGUGGUUCCCUAAGCCAAAACGACGGCUGUAGCUGCACACUUUUAUGUGAUAUAUUCUUGUAUAUUUAUGCUACCAAUCGGCGCGAGAGACGGAAGCAACACAUCCAAUUCCACACAAAAUAAUUGAAUGUAUGAUAAUCAUCUCUUGAAGCCAGAACAAACACUGCUGGUAUAGCCAACGAAGCUAAUCUGUUUGGCCAACUCAUUGUAUUUGUCAUAUUCGCUUGCAAGCUUCUAUAGAUCAGUUAGAUCAAUCCAAAGACAAAAGCUAACCAUUCACCAUGACUAUGAGUACAAAUAACUGUGAAAGCAUGACAUCAUACUUCACCAAUUCCUAUAUGAACUCAGACAUGCACGGCCACUACCCGGGGACGGGUGUGGACGGACUGGACACGAGUCAACAGAUGUACAACCAUCAUAACCAAACCCACGCGAACCAGGCAAAUAUGCCACCAUAUCCGCGGUUUCCUCCGUACGAUCGGAUGGGUUACUAUCAGCAGACGAUGGACCCGGCCGGGUACGCGCGGGCAGAUAGUCCAUCGAGUCAGGUGGGUGGCGUGAUACCUCCUCAGACGAACGGCAAUCCCUUACAGCAGACGCAAGUACAACCCCAACAACAGCAACCCAUCGUUUAUGCGAGCUGUAAAUUGCAGGCUGCGGUUGGCAAUGGGCCGCCUGGGCUUGGUACGUACGGAACAGAAAAUGGGUCUCCUCCGCUGGAGCAGAUGGGGCAUCACAUGGGCACAGCACAAAUGACAAUACCUCAACAUCAUAUGGGCCAUUCGCAAGGACAGGAUUGUUAUCCCGAACAAGUACAUCAAAAUCCACAGCAUAUGGGAAUGUAUACGAACGCUGGGGGAGGUCCGCCGGGUGUUCCUCAGCAACCGCCAAAUAUGAUGCAUCAGCAACCUCCUCAGCUACACCAAGGACAACAAGCUCCGCCAAACAGUCAGAACGCUAGCUCCGGUCUCCAGUCACCGCUGUACCCUUGGAUGAGGAGUCAAUUUGAGCGGAAGCGUGGGCGCCAGACAUACACGCGUUAUCAAACGUUGGAGCUGGAGAAAGAGUUUCACUUCAAUCGCUACCUAACGCGACGACGAAGGAUUGAAAUCGCCCAUGCACUGUGUUUGACUGAACGUCAAAUCAAGAUCUGGUUUCAGAACCGACGGAUGAAGUGGAAAAAAGAGAACAAAACCAAAGGUGAACCUGGUUCGGGUGAUGAGAAUGAUAUGACACCACCGCAGUCUCCGGCAUAAGACCCACACCGUCUCGAGAAUCGAGCAUCCUUUAAUGCUGUAGUAAUUACUUCCCCGCAAAACCGAACACAACUUCGGGGUACCGUGUGUCCACGUGCUAGCAGAUUCUAGAACUCGAGUUCCUGCAUUAUUGAAUUAACGAUCAAGGAUCAAACAUUUAAGUCUUCACAGUGGCAUGGACUUAGAAUGGUGUGUGUUUUCUGUGUGCAUAAAUAUUCUUUCAUUGCUAUUUCGUUAGUUGAACUUCAUUACGGAUACUUUAUUGAGCAAUCGUUUACAUUACCCUAUGUGGCUAUGGUUUCGUCAUUCAAAACCUAUCUGAAACAUUUACAAUCUUGUUGUACUAGCGAAUGUAAGCAUCACAUAAAGUAAUCCAACAUUGGAGCGCAUGUGGCGAUCAAUCAAUUGUAUUUGAAGCAGACAAAACUAAUUAGAAAUGUCAAGCAGCGAUGUAACAAAAACAACUUAUGUGACCUCAAACUUAAUUUUAAAGACAAAAAUACUGAACAUAAGGAUUGAUUCCCAAAAGUAAAGAAGUAAAAUGGUCUGCGGGCCGUUAUAAUGCUACUUAGAAGUAAAACUAAAACUGUUACAAGUAGGGUGUACACAUUUCAAAGGAACUGUGUGCAUAUGGCAAAAGCAGUCUGCAAAUGGACACUAGUUUUGCACACCAUAGAGUUUGCUUUCAAGAUGAUGUUUAAAUUAAAUCGAUGCGCGUAGAAAACCGUCUCGCAGGGAUGUGCAAAGAAUGAUCGAACUAGAGAAUAAAAACAAAGCAAAUACGAUUGGGUUAAAUCAUAUAAAUGUACAAAAUUUGCGCUAAGGACAGCAACCACUUCUCUAAGAGAGAUGCAGUUUUCUGUUUUGUUUUGUUUUUUAUCCGCAAGAUGCAAUUUGCAAAAAAAAAAGUAAUCAAACAAAACAAGCCACAAAUAUAUACAAUUUUCCGAUAAUGUUUGAGAAUGACAAUUGUAAAAUACGUAAAAUUUGUAUCCCGAAGAAAUGGAAAAAACACACAAACCAAAUCUCAUUUUCCGAAACAAAAACGAUUGGGCGAUCGUGUGAAAGAUGCACUCUAUACCUGUUAUUUCUUUUUGGUGUGUAUCGCCAGCUGAUACCAGUAUCGUAUCGGUUUAAGUAAAAAGAUUCAUAUUCAGGAUAUUCGUUACAGAAUUUCAUGAACAUGUUCCUCAAUUUAAAGAUCAAAUCAUCUAGGUCAGGGGUCGGCAGAGUUUCACUAAAAAGGGACAGGCAGUAAAAAAUUGCUUGAAACUACGGGCCAAAUACUUGAAAUCAAUGUUGAAACAUGUGGAAAUUGGGUGUCUUGCGGGCCGAAUCAAAUCGUCUAGCGGGCCGGAUUUGGCCCGCAGGCCGGACUCUGCCGACCCCUGAUCUAGGUUGAUGAACAUAAAAAAAAUCUAACACAACCAAUAGGUGAUCAGGAAGGUAUAAAGUGUUAUCAUUCUCCGAAUCAAACAUCUUUGAUGGAAGUGCUGAAAGUUGAACUGUUUGUUUCAAAAUACUUAAGGAAUAUGUUGUUUGUUUUCUCGCGAGAUACAUGAUUUUUCCGCAAAUUGAAUAGAAGAGAAAUAGAAAAUGUCCACACAUUUCAAAGCAAGAAGCACCCAAACCGAACUCAUGCCAAAGUCAAUAGUAUAAUGUUGUUUUGUAAGCUCAUUUUAUCCUCCACAUCAUAGUUUUCAUUGUAGUUAACAACCAUUGACGCGUCCCUUUCUGUGUAAACUGUACGAUAGUUUUGCAACAACGUUCAUUUUAUUGUUUAGUUUCAUUGAUCGUGUUAUUGUUAUUGUUUCCGAUAGCGAGAUCUACCAAGUGUGGAUCGUAAUUUAUUAUUCUGCUUAUUCAACUCCUUUUCCCAACAACAAUAAUCGCUAAGGCCUACACAGUGACAGUGGCAAGUAGAGAGAGUUCAUUUCAUAGAGUUGCGAAUCACACAUCCGAUUCGAUCGUCCGCAGUGACAUAAGUACGAGCUCCCAGUGGAAAAAAAAACAAAAUAGUUUAGGUAAAUAGAAUCUGGUCAAUACUCCUCCUACGAGGUGAAGGUGCAUCACUUGAUGAAUGCACAAGUUAAUAAAAUAUUGCUAAUAAAGCGUGUCAUGGUAAAACACAAACACAAACAAACAAACAAACAAAACAAACAAACGCCAGUGACAACAAACGUACCACAGAAACGCGUGAACGUUGUAUACGAUUUUUUACAAAAAAUAAUCAGCCGCUAUUUAGAGGAUGUGAACAUUACACACAUACACAUUCGAUUACUCACGGAUAUUUUAUUCAAAUAAUUGCGUUAGCAAGAUCGAUAGUACGGUGCGUAUGGUACUUGUAUCCGCAGGUACAAAUACGAGAAGAAUUUCUUUUGUUGUGAUAUUAUGGAUUGUAAAACACUUUGGUAGCUUUCUGGUCAAGCAGCAGAAUUACUAAGGAAGCCAUUGGUUGGAAUACCCGUUGACACACAAAGGUAAACUCUUUGUAAUCAAUAAUUUAUCGAACGAUUAGAACAUCCAGGAAACUAUUUCCACACAACCGAAAAUACGUAAUACGAUGAUACACAUUGGAUGUAGCAGAAGCAGAAGUGGAUGCAAAAUGAAUGAUAGUAACUUAUAAAUACAUUUGUCUAAGCUACGUAAGAUUUGAUGGGAUAUAAUUUGAGAUAGUGGAAACGUGUCGAUGCGAGAAACACACAAAAAACCUAUACAACUAAACCGAAACCGUUAGCCUUUAAGGGACAGUGUAAUUAUAAAAUUUAAACAAAAAAUGGUACAGUGAGCUGCUGAUUGGCCGGGACAAAAUCUAGCGAAAGGCAAGUGUUUUGCGAAAGGUUUAUUUUAUUGUUUGUCAGAUGAACUAUCACUCUAAGCGCACAAGUGACGAGAUAAUGGUGGUAGCACCUUCUCAUAGAAAUAUUUAAACAUGGCAGAAAUCACAAAUCCCUACAGAACAACUUUUGAAUAUAUCUGUAAAAAGAGGCAAAGGUGCGGAAGGAUGUUACAAAGUCCACCAAAUUAUUUUUCCUCGGUACUGGAGGGAGCAGCUGCCACGUUUAUCUCUGGAACAGACGUAGGAAGAAAGCUGUAGGUGUGCCGUACGUAAUGAGAUGUGCGUAAUAUUAUAUGGUUUAGCAUAAGAAGCAAAGACAGCAAGCCUGCGAAGUAGGAAUGUCGGUAAUACAGUUAUUGCUGGCACAAAUGGACAACCGAUUAGAAGUUCGCGCAAAACUUCAACGGUGACAAUUCAAAAUACAAUGAAACGGUAACUGCAGAUGUAUGUCCCAAAUCGUGAUUCCGAAGAACUUUAUCACGUGAAACAAGUGAAACAAAGAGCAAACCAACAAAUAUGUAACUAAAUUUGUACAUACAGCUAAGGACAAGAAGACAGAAAGUAAUAAAUGAGAAAAACAAAAACCCAA